ACAAUGGUCCAAGGCCACUUUGGAGACGAUGUCAACCAAUCAUUUCCACGAAUGUCCUCUAGGAAUGUAAACUAUCAUCCAAAUCCACUUCUCCGUCCGAGUAUCCCCGCUGCUGUCUCUAUCCAGAUUCAAGAAGCUGAGCAAACGGCAAACGACUGGAGGAACUGAAAAAUGCCUGGACUAACUGCACCAUCCGAUUAUUCGCAAGAGCCCCCUCGCCACCCUGCCCUUCUGAUUAAUUCCACGGCGCCCUUCAAUGCUGAACCACACCGUUCCGAUUUGAUUUCGUCCUACGUUACGCCAGCAGAUUUCUUCUAUAAGAGGAAUCACGGGCCCAUUCCAAUAGUUGAUGACAUAGAGAGAUAUAGUGUUUCUGUAACUGGUCUAAUAGGGAACCCCAAAGAGCUGUACAUGAAAGACAUUUGGAAGCUACCGAAAUAUACUGUCACUGCCACUUUGCAGUGUGCUGGAAAUAGAAGAACUGCCAUGAGCAAAACUCUCAAGGUUAAGGGAGUUGGAUGGGAUAUUUCUGCAAUAGGAAAUGCUGUUUGGGGUGGAGCUAAAUUAGCAGAUGUUCUUGAACUGAUUGGAAUUAAUAAGCCCUCACAGAUAACACCAUCUGGAGGAAAACAUGUAGAAUUUAUAAGCAUUGACAAGUGUAAGGAGGAAAAUGGAGGCCCCUAUAAAGCAUCAAUUCCAUUAAGUCAGGCCACAAACCCCGAGGCUGAUGUUUUACUUGCAUAUGAGAUGAAUGGAGAGCCUCUUAACAGGGAUCAUGGAUACCCAUUACGGGUGAUUGUCCCAGGUGUAAUUGGUGCUCGUUCUGUCAAAUGGCUUGAUUCAAUCAAUAUCCUGGCAGAAGAAUGCCAGGGAUUCUUUAUGCAAAGGGAUUAUAAAAUGUUUCCACCUUCAGUUAAUUGGGACAAUAUCAACUGGUCUACGAGGAGACCACAAAUGGAUUUUCCUGUCCAGUCUGCAAUAUGUUCUCUGGAGGAUGUAAAUGUGGUAAAACCUGGAAAGAUAACUAUCAAGGGUUAUGCGGUAUCAGGAGGUGGACGUGGCAUAGAGAGAGUAGACGUGUCCGUCGAUGGUGGCAAAACCUGGAUGGAAGCCUCUAGAUUCCAGAAAGCUGGUGUUCCAUACACCUCUGACGAUGCAAGUAGCGACAAAUGGGCAUGGGUGGUCUUCAAGGUUGAGGCUGAUAUCCCAAUGAGUGCUGAGAUUGUUGCUAAAGCGGUGGACACAGCUGCAAAUGUCCAACCUGAAGAUGUAGAAGUUAUCUGGAACUUGAGAGGGAUACUGAACACCUCAUGGCACCGAGUUCAUGUUCGGGUUGGGCAUUCCAGUAUGUAGACAAAGCAGUCGGAUCUAACAUCCUGCACUGUCGGGGACUGGUUUAGAUGUGGAUAACAUGUAAUUUAUCGUGUUUUUAGGAAGUUUAUACGAUCAUCUGUACAAUAUUAUAUUUCCCAGUUUCCAAACGUGUGAAAGAAAUUAUGUUCUGUUCUUUAAAGAUUUCGCUGGAAUUUUUUGAGCUGUUUUGGUAAAAUGGGAUUCCUAUAGUGAGAGAUGACAUCCCUUUUAACGUA
Messenger RNA from Olea europaea var. sylvestris, 1589 nucleotides. Its product is annotated as sulfite oxidase-like. Gene Ontology annotation, cellular component: mitochondrion. The record is from RefSeq and is a predicted model, not a curated record. Lineage: Eukaryota; Viridiplantae; Streptophyta; Magnoliopsida; Lamiales; Oleaceae. Gene Ontology annotation, molecular function: molybdenum ion binding; oxidoreductase activity. Bases 172 to 1353 code for a protein of 393 amino acids. The transcript is spliced from 12 exons.